Molecule: messenger RNA, 6552 nt
Organism: Balaenoptera ricei (Rice's whale)
Lineage: Eukaryota; Metazoa; Chordata; Mammalia; Artiodactyla; Balaenopteridae
Gene: HNRNPU
Product: heterogeneous nuclear ribonucleoprotein U
Exons: 16
Coding region: 233-2704 (823 amino acids)
Biological process (GO): regulation of chromatin organization; negative regulation of transcription by RNA polymerase II; RNA localization to chromatin
Cellular component (GO): centrosome; catalytic step 2 spliceosome; nuclear speck
Molecular function (GO): RNA polymerase II cis-regulatory region sequence-specific DNA binding; RNA polymerase II C-terminal domain binding; promoter-specific chromatin binding
Source: RefSeq, a predicted model, not a curated record
GAGGACGUUGCGUGCUCGCUCGCGCCAGGCGAGUCUCCGCGUCUCCCUCGCGAACUCGGUGAAAGGAAUUGGCGCCGUUCGACACCAGGCGGAUCCGCUCUGCAGCAGAAACCCACCUCCAGCCGCAGCCGCAGCCGCCGCCCGGGCCGAGGAGCAGCCUCAGCCGCCGCCAGUGGCCGAGUGAGCGGAGCCGAGUUUGAGACAGCGCCUAGCGGUGAAUCGGGGCCUCACCAUGAGUUCCUCGCCUGUUAAUGUGAAAAAGCUGAAGGUGUCGGAGCUGAAGGAGGAGCUCAAAAAGCGGCGCCUGUCCGACAAGGGCCUCAAGGCCGAGCUCAUGGAGCGUCUCCAGGCCGCGCUGGACGACGAGGAGGCCGGGGGCCGCCCCGCCAUGGAGCCCGGGAACGGCAGCCUAGACCUGGGCGGGGAUUCCGCCGGGCGCUCGGGAGCAGGCCUCGAGCAGGAGGCCGCGGCAGGCGGCGAUGACGACGAGGAGGAAGAGGAGGAGGAGGAGGAAGGGAUAGCCGCCCUGGAUGGCGACCAGAUGGAGCUCGGGGAGGAGAACGGCGCCGCGGGGGCGGCCGACUCGGGCCCGAUGGAGGAGGAGGAGGCCGCCUCGGAGGACGAGAACGGCGACGACCAGGGCUUCCAGGAAGGGGAGGAUGAGCUCGGAGACGAGGAGGAAGCCGCGGGCGACGAGAACGGGCACGGGGAGCAGCAGCCUCAACCGCCGGCGGCGCCGCAGCAACAGCCCCAGCAGCAGCGCGGGGCAGCCAAGGAGGCCGCGGGGAAGAGCAGUGGCCCCACGUCGCUGUUCGCGGUGACGGUGGCGCCGCCCGGGGCGAGGCAGGGCCAGCAGCAGGCGGGAGGUAAGAAGAAGGCGGAAGGCGGCGGAGGCGGCGGUCGCCCCGGGGCUCCGGCGGCGGGAGACGGCAAAACAGAACAGAAAGGCGGAGAUAAAAAGAGAGGUGUUAAAAGACCUCGAGAAGAUCAUGGCCGUGGCUAUUUUGAGUACAUUGAAGAGAACAAGUAUAGCAGAGCCAAAUCUCCUCAGCCACCUGUUGAAGAAGAAGAUGAGCACUUCGACGACACAGUGGUUUGUCUUGAUACUUAUAAUUGUGAUCUACAUUUUAAAAUAUCAAGAGAUCGCCUCAGUGCUUCUUCCCUUACUAUGGAGAGUUUUGCUUUUCUUUGGGCUGGAGGAAGGGCAUCCUAUGGUGUGUCGAAAGGCAAAGUCUGUUUUGAGAUGAAGGUUACAGAGAAGAUCCCAGUAAGGCAUUUAUAUACAAAAGAUAUUGACAUACACGAAGUUCGGAUUGGCUGGUCACUAACCACAAGUGGAAUGUUGCUUGGUGAAGAAGAAUUUUCUUAUGGGUAUUCUCUAAAAGGAAUAAAAACAUGCAACUGUGAGACUGAAGAUUAUGGAGAGAAGUUUGAUGAAAAUGAUGUGAUUACAUGUUUUGUUAACUUUGAAAGUGAUGAAGUAGAACUCUCCUAUGCAAAGAAUGGACAAGAUCUUGGCAUUGCCUUCAAAAUCAGUAAGGAAGUUCUUGCUGGACGACCACUCUUCCCGCAUGUUCUGUGCCACAACUGUGCGGUUGAGUUUAAUUUUGGUCAGAAGGAAAAGCCAUAUUUUCCAAUACCUGAAGACUAUACUUUUAUCCAGAAUGUCCCCUUGGAGGAUCGAGUUAGAGGACCAAAGGGGCCUGAAGAGAAGAAAGAUUGUGAAGUGGUUAUGAUGAUUGGCUUGCCAGGAGCUGGAAAAACUACCUGGGUUACUAAACACGCAGCAGAAAAUCCUGGUAAAUACAACAUUCUUGGAACAAACACCAUAAUGGAUAAAAUGAUGGUGGCAGGUUUUAAGAAGCAAAUGGCAGAUACUGGGAAACUAAACACGCUGUUGCAGAGAGCUCCACAGUGUCUUGGAAAGUUUAUUGAGAUUGCUGCCCGUAAGAAGCGAAAUUUCAUUUUGGAUCAGACAAAUGUGUCUGCUGCUGCCCAGAGGAGAAAAAUGUGCCUGUUCGCAGGCUUCCAACGAAAAGCUGUUGUAGUUUGCCCAAAAGAUGAAGACUAUAAGCAAAGAACACAGAAGAAAGCAGAAGUAGAGGGAAAAGACCUACCGGAACAUGCAGUCCUCAAAAUGAAAGGAAACUUUACUCUGCCAGAAGUAGCUGAGUGCUUUGAUGAAAUAACGUAUGUUGAGCUUCAGAAGGAGGAAGCCCAAAAGCUUUUGGAGCAAUAUAAGGAAGAAAGCAAAAAAGCUCUUCCACCGGAAAAGAAACAGAACACAGGCUCAAAGAAGAGCAAUAAAAAUAAGAGUGGCAAGAACCAGUUUAACAGAGGUGGUGGCCAUAGAGGGCGCGGUGGAUUCAAUAUGCGUGGUGGAAAUUUCAGAGGAGGAGCUCCUGGGAAUCGUGGUGGAUAUAAUAGGAGGGGCAAUAUGCCACAGAGAGGUGGUGGUGGUGGCGGAAGUGGUGGAAUUGGCUAUCCAUAUCCUCGUGGCCCUGUUUUUCCCAGCCGAGGCGGUUAUUCAAACAGAGGGAAUUACAACAGAGGUGGAAUGCCUAACAGAGGGAACUACAACCAGAACUUCAGAGGACGAGGAAACAAUCGUGGCUACAAAAAUCAAUCUCAGGGCUACAACCAGUGGCAGCAGGGUUCUGUCCAUGUGAAUGUGCUGUGUGGAAGAGUAAAAGGGUCCAAGUAAAUGUGUUCCAGUGAUUCCAAUAGCUAUUUAGCUGGUACCUACCGCUAUAUCACCUAGUGUGAAAUUUCGGAUUUAAUGGAAUAAUGAAGGAAGCAGUGCAGCUGGAGGCUUCAAGUGGGCUUGGAAGGUCUCCAAUUUAUGCAGUCAUUCUGCUGUGAAAAUGAACUAACCUUGUUAUCAUUGAAGGCCUUGGAAAUUUUUACCAGCCGAGAGAUUUUUCUCUUACUCAGGGUAAGAUGUAAUCAUAGUGUGCUAGAGCUGGAAGGGACUUGACUUACUUAAUCCAUUUGCCUGAUUUCGUAUGUUACAUGUUAUCAAACUGAAGCUGAGAACGUAAGUGGCCUGCACAGCUUGUUAAAUAUCAAAUUUGAUUAGUACUCAUCAAUUCCUCCACCCCACCCCAACUCAUGCCUUUUAAAACAUGAGUGACUGUCACAUGGAAUUUUUAUAACAUACUUGUUUAAGAUCAAUUUGAAUAAUAUAGACUGCACUCAGCUUUGAUUUGUGUCAGUAACGGCAGGCAGAUGACCUUGAAAAAACUUCAUUCUCUUUUCUAAUAACCUUCCCUUGUUAAUGUCCAAGUCUUUCCUUUGGUGGCUGCCAGAUGAUUAGGAUCAAUAAAAAUCUCUUAGAACAUAUAUGCUUGACAGUGUCACUCAUGAUAGGGCAUUUGGUAAACCAUAUAGCUUGUGAACCCUAACCCUUAUAAUGACAGCCAUAAGAAGGUGAGCAUGGGAGGGAAAAUGCUACCUCUCUUGUGAACUGGAGCAGGCCCCUACCAAUCCUGAAAACGGAUUCAGAACAAAAUAAAGUUUCAAAACAUCUCUUCCUUGAUCUGUUUAGCUCACCGUGAUAAUCAGUAGGACCAGUAAUAAUGCCACAAUCCUAUCCACUGGUGUCUUCUUUCAUACUUAUCAUUUCUUAACCAGAAAGGUCUCUAAGCCUGUGUUUUAAGUAAUGUUGAUAUUUAUUAAACCAAAAAUGAUGAAUGAAUGAAUAAAUGCUGUGGACUUAGUUGGGUGUUGGGUGCUUUUUUAAAAUGGCAGCCAACUGAAUUAUAAAUGUCUACAUUAAUGGAACAAUAUGUGUGUAAUUCUGCAGUAUUCUCCUUUGCACCAAGCAAGUUUCUGAAAAUAUUUUUAUGUGUGCCAUGUACAUAUUUAAGUUCUACUUAAAAAUAAAAACUCUGCAUACAUCCAAAAAAUAUUUAGAGCAGCUAAAAACCACCUUUACUUUCUGAGAGGUGACUCACCUGUUGAAGUGGAAGAAUAGGGUCAAGCAAUGGGUACAUUUUAAAAAUAACAAUUGCAAAGCGAUGACCCAUUAGUUUUAAGUCUGAUACACAACAUCACUGGCUUUCGAAAUCAGAAAGUAUCCCCUCAUUUUUAACAGGGUACAGUAAUACAGUUGUGAUUUUUGUUUUUAAGGCAAGUUUUAACAUCGAACUGAGAUUUUAUUUCUUCAAACGUCAGGUGUGUACUCACUGCUUACUAUAAGGAAACACUUUUCUAAGCGUGUUAAACACAAGGUUUAUUUUAAGUACGAGUCCACUAUGUGCUAUACUGACAGUAGAUACAGGGCCAGAAUAAGUUUGUAAAUAUUCAUACACAUGUAAAAAAGACUACAACUUACACAUACUUUAUUUACUUGGUUGAAAGCCUUAUGGUAUAUAAAAUGCUUUCUAUAGUUGAUCUUGGCUUUGUUCACACCGAAGUGAGUUGUAUCUGGGUUUUCUGUGCUCAAGACUGCUCAAUUGCUGCUGCUGCGGCCGCUGUUGGUUUGUUUUCUUUCAGGAUCAAGGUGGGUACUUUCAUAUAAAAUCUUGUUUUUAAUUCCUUCUCUGGCAAGUCUUUCCUGGAUUCUUAGCUUUGCAUAAUUAUACCUACAAUGGAACCUAGUAAUGAGAACAUGAAUAAAUUAUUGAUAUAACAUACCUGUAGAAACUAAUUUGAAAUUUGUAAUCAAAAUUUUUAAAUGCUUACAGAUGACUGUCAGUGGUUGUGAACACAUUCUUAAGGUAGCAUUUUCAGAUGUUAUGCCAUAGGCAGGGAUUGAAAUGAGCAUUAGGAUAAGAUAAAAGGUUGAGACCUUCCUAAAGGAAGUAUAAAACCUGACAUGGCAUUAAUGCAGUGCCUAAUGUCAUGCAUUCAUCUGUUCAUUUGACAAAUAACACAAAAUGUGUGUGUAUAUAUACAUAUUUAAAAGAUUAAAGGCAGUCCAGCAAUAUCAUUUUGUAAGAUAAAUUUCAGUGAGGGUGGGGAAUCUCAGUGGGAGAUUGCUCUGAGUGGAGCAUGUGCUUUGGAACUAGAUAAACCUAUUACAGUCGUGGAUCUUCUUGAAUACUUAGCACACAUACCAGCAUCCUAAAGUCACCAAGAUAAAUCCUCCUAUUCCAACGUCACAUGAUCUUCUAAUUCUACCUGUCAAAAGGAAGCAUAAACACUAAUACACUGCAUGUUAUAACUUCAUCUAGGAAAAAAACUUCAGAGAAACAUGUUUUUUAUGCAUAGAGAGAAGCAGAUACUCACUAGUUAACAAAAAGUGUCCAAGGCCAGCCACAACAGAUCCUAAUGAGCCAUACAAUGUCGAAUCCCGUGCACAGGGGAUGUUUUCAACAUCUAAAAUUCCUAGGAGCUUAAAGGGCUACGAAAAAUAAAAAAACUUAGAUUGGACAAGAGAAUAUUUUAUUUUAGGGUGGUUUGGCAAAGAUUAAAACCAUCUUUAAUCAUCCUGCUUUGGUAUAUAAUAUGACUCUAAAAUGGAAACCCUGAGAAUUUGACCAGAACGUCCUAAGCAGGUAGGGUAAAUUAAACCUAGAUUAUGGUACCAUGGUUAUGCUAUAAUUUGUUAAUCAACUGGUUUGGAGAUAAGGUAAGGGCAUACAUUAUUUUAUGAGCUCUUUAAAUAUCUGUAUGAAAUCAUUUGGGGAUUUGGCUAUCAUUGAAAUUUAAAAGCAUAAUUUCCUUCUAAUAACCUGAGACGCAUAGAUGGGCAAAGUGAAACUGUCCUAACCAUGUUGCUUAUAAUAUUAGUAUACUGCUGUUUUAAAUUCCUUUAAGGAGGACUGCAGAUUUUCUGUGUUAACUAGUAACAACAACACAUCGGUUGUGUCUGUAAGAAUAAAUGCUUUGUGUUGAGACAAAUCUCGUCUGUUUCUUGCCUGUGAUAAUGAAGUUGCUGUUGAUUGUAUUUCUUUGUUGAUAGUACAUGGUAACCACACCUAGGUGUGAUGAAAAAAGCUGGAAAUCUAGAGGGUUGGAUUUUAUUCUCAGCUCUGCCACUAACUUCUGUAACCUGUAGGACAUAUUUUUUUAUCUGGCCUGCAAUCUGUAAUGAAGGGGUUCAGCUAGGUGAUAAUUUAAGUUCCUUCAAGUGCUAAAAUGAAUGGUUUUAAAAUUCUUUAUAUAGUCUUCAUUGGAUUUAUGGAUUUGUUCUCCCUCAUUAAAAAAUACUGCCACUUUAAGCAUAACAUUUUCAACUUGAAUGUCUUCUCACUCUCACUCUGUACUUAGGGGUUUUGGGAGGGCAGGACAGAAUUUUAUAAGUCACGCUUAUGUUUUGCUACAGCAUUCUCCUAUUCAUAAAAAAAAAAAAAAAACUUAAGGUACUGUUUUCAUUUAAUGUAGCUUUUAAAAAGGAAGCCACUUGUCCAUUCUUUGGGAUGAGAUAUACCUAGAUGGUAAUAUACCGUAAGGGAAAAAGAGUGGAAGAAAUGGGAAAAGGACAGUAAAGGGCAAGUCAGAUUAAAGGUUGAAACAUGAAGGUAUUGUGUUUGCUUUGGCUCAGGCUUCUGCAGGAAAGACAAUGUGACUUGGUUCCUAAUAAAGCAAAAGUUAUAUACUCUUGGA